Molecule: messenger RNA, 1120 nt
Organism: Ficedula albicollis (Collared flycatcher)
Lineage: Eukaryota; Metazoa; Chordata; Aves; Passeriformes; Muscicapidae
Product: swi5-dependent recombination DNA repair protein 1 homolog
Exons: 3
Source: RefSeq, a predicted model, not a curated record
AUGUGUGCCAGAGAAUCUCCCGAGGACCCCCAGAAUCCCGUGAGGAUCCCAAUAUCCCCUCCCCACCCUCCUGGGAAUCCCAAGAACCCCCCGAAGACCCCCAAAAUCCCCUCUCCACCCUCCUGGGACACCCAGAACCCUCUGGGAACCCCCAGAAUCCUUUCCCCACCCACUUUGGGACCCCCAGAACUCCCUGAGGACCCCGAGAAUCCCCUUCCCACCCUUCGGAGCCCCCCACCUCUCCCUUCCCGCCCACCUGGGCACCCUCAGCACCCCCCAAGUGACCCGUACCAAGGCAGAGGCAUCACCCCAAACACUCGGGGGGAGACCCUGAGAUCCCAAAUCCCCCAAACCCAAACCUUGUCCCCCACCUCCCCCCAAGCCGACAAGCUGGAGCUGCAGCGACAGCUACACGAGGCCACCUCAUCCAAAAAAACCCUGGAGGGAAACAACCAGCAGAGCCGAGCCGAGCUGGCCAAAGCCACCCAGGAGAGGGACAGGUGCCAGCAGGACCUGAAGAGCGCCAGCACCGAGGGUGACCUGAGCAGGGUGGAGCUGGAGGUGCAGAAACACAAGUGCAGCUCCCUCCAGAGCGACUUGAGCGAGAAAUUGCCGAGGAUUUCGGAGCUGGUGAGGCAAUUCCAGUGCAAGGAAGCCGAGAACGAGCUGGGGCAGAUCCGGGGCCGCGUGGAGAACCUGUUCCGGCAGCAGCAGGGGCGCGAUUCGCAGUUUAUCUGGAGGGGCAGCUGCGAGCUGAGCGUGCGGCAGUGCCGGCUGAACUGCUCCCGGGAGAUGCAGGAGAUGGAGAGGAGGGUGCAGGGCAUGGAGAAACGCGAGAAGGAGGCGGCGGAGGAGAGGAGGAGGGCGGAGGCCGAGAGGGACAAGGCGGGGAAGGAGCUGGAGGAGAAGAGGAAGGCGGCGGUGGCGCAGGCGGAGGCGCUGAGGGAGCAGCUGGUGGCGUGCAUGGCCAAGGUGCCACACCUGGCGCUGCCAGCCUCCCGGGUGCCGCUGGGCGCCGGCCGCUCCGGCUCCUUCCCCGUUCCCGGCCCCUACAUGGAGCUGCUGGGGAACCCGGCCACGCUGGGCACCCUGGGUGAGUCCUGCAGGGAUGGGGACACUG